Molecule: messenger RNA, 5195 nt
Organism: Cyprinodon variegatus (sheepshead minnow)
Lineage: Eukaryota; Metazoa; Chordata; Actinopteri; Cyprinodontiformes; Cyprinodontidae
Gene: atp11b
Product: ATPase, class VI, type 11B
Biological process (GO): phospholipid translocation
Cellular component (GO): plasma membrane; endoplasmic reticulum; recycling endosome
Molecular function (GO): ATP binding; magnesium ion binding; ATPase-coupled intramembrane lipid carrier activity
Source: RefSeq, a predicted model, not a curated record
GUGAUCGUGGCAAAGCCGAGAGAUGUAGCAGCGGAGCUCACUGGGACUCUCCGUGGCCACCUUCGUCACUUUUACUUCUGCUCAUCUGUCCGACAUUAUCACUGGGAAAUGGGGGCGUUUUGAAGCGCUUCUUCAUGACGAGUCGCAUUGUAUGAAUGAGCCACGCAAUGCGACCAAGAAGAGCUGUCCCCUCGGAGGAUAUACUGCGGUUCGUUGGAGUAGCUUGAGCUAGCAUAGGGCUAACGCCUUGUGUUGCCUUUCGGAGCGUAUCCUGUCAAGAUGCUGCGGUGGAUACGACAGCAGCUGGGCUUUGACCCUCCCCAUCAGAGUGACACCCGGACGGUUUAUGUAGCAAACCGUUUCCCCCAGCAUGGCCAUUACAUACCACAGCGCUUUGCAGACAACAGAAUCAUCUCAUCCAAGUACACGGUUUGGAAUUUUGUCCCUAAGAAUCUGUUUGAGCAAUUCCGGCGGAUAGCAAACUUCUAUUUUCUCAUCAUCUUCCUUGUGCAGUUAAUGAUAGACACUCCAACUUCCCCAGUCACCAGUGGGCUCCCUCUCUUCUUUGUGAUCACAGUUACAGCUAUUAAACAGGGCUAUGAGGACUGGCUGAGACACAAGGCAGACAAUGAGGUGAAUGGAGCGCCAGUGUUUGUGGUUCGCAGUGGAAGUCUGGUAAAGACCAAAUCCAAAAACAUCAGGGUUGGGGAUAUUGUUCGUGUUGCCAAGGAUGAAACUUUUCCAGUUGAUCUGAUUUUGCUGUCGUCUGAUCGUGUCGACGGUACUUGUCAUAUCACCACAGCCAGCCUUGAUGGGGAGACAAACCUUAAGACCCAUUUUUCUGUGCCAGAGACUUCUGUGUGCCAGUCAGUGUCCCAGCUAGAGGCCUUGCAGGCUGUGGUGGAGUGUCAACAGCCAGAGGCCGACCUAUACAGAUUUGUAGGACGUAUAACUGUGACUCAGCAUGAAGAGGAGAUCGUCAGACCAUUGGGUCCAGAGAACUUGCUGCUCCGAGGGGCAAGGCUGAAAAAUACCAAAGAGAUUUUUGGUGUGGCAGUUUAUACAGGGAUGGAAUCCAAGAUGGCGCUCAACUACAAAUGCAAGUCCCAGAAACGCUCUGCUGUUGAGAAGUCCAUGAAUACCUUCCUGAUAAUCUACCUGGCCAUUUUGCUGUUUGAGGCGAUCCUCAGCACUAUUCUGAAGUAUGCCUGGCAGGCUGAAGAGAAAUGGGAUGAGCCUUUCUACAAUCAGAAGACUGAGCAAGAGAAAAACAGCAGUCCGAUCCUUAAGUUCAUAUCAGACUUCUUGGCAUUCCUGGUGCUCUACAACUUUAUCAUCCCGAUCUCACUGUACGUUACUGUGGAGAUGCAGAAGUUUCUGGGCUCCUUCUUCAUUGGUUGGGAUUUAGACCUUUACCAUGAGGAGAGCGACCAGAAAGCUCAGGUCAACACUUCAGAUCUCAAUGAAGAGUUGGGGCAGGUUGAGUAUGUGUUUACAGACAAGACCGGUACGCUAACAGAAAAUGAAAUGCAGUUCCGCGAGUGUUCAAUAAAUGGCAUCAAGUAUCGGGAAAUGAAUGGCAAACUGGUACCAGAGGGGAUGACUGAUGAUUCACCAGAUGGUUCUUCACCUCGUCUGAUAGGUGAUGAAUUAUUAUUCCUCAAGGCCGUGUCACUGUGUCACACCGUUCAAAUCAGCUAUGACCAGCCAGAUUCCCUGCUAGGAGGGGACCCGUUCUCCCACGCCAAUGGUUACUCCUCUAAUCACAUGGAGUACUACGCCUCCUCACCAGAUGAGAAAGCUUUGGUAGAGGCAACAAAGAGAAUUGGAGUGGCUUUCACAGGCAGCAGUGGAGAUACCAUGGAAAUCAAAACUUAUGGGAAAUCUGAGAAGUAUAAACUGCUCCAUGUCUUAGAGUUUGACCCAAACCGUAGGAGGAUGAGCGUCAUACUGCAGACUCCCUCAGGAGGAAAAGUGCUUUUCACAAAAGGUGCUGAGUCUGCAAUCUUGCCUUUCAGCACUGAUGGAGAGAUUGAAAAAACAAGAUUACAUGUGGACGAAUUUGCCUUGAAAGGUUUGCGUACCCUCGUUGUAGCAUGUCGCCACUUCAGUCCAGAAGAGUACAUCGAUGUGGACAAGCGCCUGACUUCUGCUCGCACGGCUCUGCAGCAGAGGGAGGAGAAACUACAGGAAGCUUUUGCCUACAUCGAAAGAGAUCUGCAGCUCCUGGGAGCAACCGGGGUGGAAGACAAACUUCAAGACAAAGUUCAGGAGACAAUCGAAGCUUUGCGCCUGGCAGGAAUCAAAGUGUGGGUGUUGACAGGAGACAAACACGAGACGGCAGUCAGCGUCAGCCUGUCAUGUGGCCACUUUCACAGGACCAUGAACAUCUUGGAGCUUCUGCAGCAGCGCUCCGAUAAUGAGUGUGCAGAGCAGCUACGCAGACUGGCCCGGAGGAUAAAAGAAGACCAUGUUAUUCAGCACGGCUUGGUUGUAGAUGGAGCUAGUCUGUCUUUAGCCUUGAGGGAACAUGAGAAACUGUUUAUGGAAGUGUGUAAAAACUGCUCAGCCGUGCUCUGCUGCCGUAUGGCUCCUCUUCAGAAAGCAAAGGUGGUCCGUUUGCUAAAGACCUCCCCAGAAAAGCCAAUAACAUUAGCUAUCGGGGAUGGAGCAAAUGAUGUCAGCAUGAUACAAGAAGCUCAUGUGGGCAUAGGCAUCAUGGGGAAGGAAGGUCGACAGGCCGUGAGAAACAGUGACUAUGCAAUUGCUAGGUUUAAAUUCCUGGCUAAACUACUGUUGGUCCAUGGUCACUUCUACUACAUUCGAAUAGCUACUCUUGUACAGUACUUUUUCUACAAGAAUGUGUGUUUUAUUACGCCACAGUUUUUAUACCAGUUCUUCUGCUUGUUUUCACAACAAACUCUGUAUGACAGUGUUUACCUGACGCUGUACAACAUCUGCUUCACCUCGCUGCCCAUCCUUGUGUAUAGUCUGUUUGAGCAGCUGGUCCAUCCUGACAUCCUGCAGAGUAAACCGUGCCUGUACAGAGAUAUCAGCAAAAACUCUCUGCUGUCCUUCCGGACGUUCCUGUACUGGACUGUGUUGGGCUUCAGUCAUGCCUUUGUGUUUUUCUUUGGGUCCUACAUACUGAUGGGGGAGGACACCACACUCAUGGGCAAUGGACAGAUGUUUGGGAACUGGACGUUUGGAACACUCGUCUUUACUGUGAUGGUCAUCACUGUGACUUUAAAGCUGGCAUUAGAGACGCAGUUUUGGACCUGGAUGAACCAUUUUGUGACGUGGGGCUCAAUCGCUUUCUAUUUCAUCUUCUCUCUCUUUUACGGAGGGAUUAUUUGGCCAUUCCUGCACACCCAGGACAUGUACUUCGUCUUUGUCCAACUGCUGUCCAGUGGUUCUGCCUGGUUCGCCAUCAUCAUUAUUGUCAUCACCUGCCUCUUUCCUGACGUGUUGAAGAAGGUCUUAUACAGACAUCUUCGUCCAACCAGCACACAGAAGAGUCAGUCUCUACCAGCCCACCAGGCCCAGGCCCUCAGCUGUCUGGAGUCCCUGUGCUGCUACCAGCAUGGGCAAAGCGGCUGUUCCCGCCUGGCCCUCCUCCUGGAACAAAUGACGGGACAAUGCAAGGCCAGCGUCAACAAUUGCCACUCAUCCAGCCGCAGCAACAGGUGGGGAGGACUGCAACGGCGACGAGGAACCAUUAUAAUGAAUUCCGAUGAACCUUUUGAUCUGGGCUGCAGUUCUGAAUGUUUUAGCCCAUGAUUUCCCCGCGAGUCUCUACCUGUUCAAAUUGGCGGCAGGUAAAACACAGCUGUGUGGAAGCAGAGUUACAGAUGGUUCAAGGCUGGUUUUAGGGGUGUAGAUAAACACCUUAAAAAGUUGGAGAUGGAUGAUGAGUGGAUCAAGCACUUCUAGACGUCCUCUGUUAGCUUUUUAUUUCUAUGAUAUUCUGGCAUUAUUACCAACGUAGAUCUACUUAGCCUCAUCCAAUCGGAGCGUGCAUCCAGAAAGGCACUGAAACCAAAAAUAUAGAGCAUGAUGGUUGUGCUGUCAACACGGUGUUGGACACUUUGGGCCACAGUGUUUGGAUGAAGUGCAGUUCAUUGUUCUUCUGAUGUUACGCAUUCAGCUGGGCACUGUCCAGUCCACAAAACCCAUGCCUACUGCAAAUGUAUCUGCCAUAUGUCUGUCCUUAUCAUGUGCUAUGACCUGUGGUGUUGUCUGUCCUGAUCGUCUUCUGUUCUUAUAGAGUUCCUCCUUAAGCUCAAAGUAUGAUGUCCAGAUGGGGAGUGGGAUUUUUUAGAGAAAAUAGUUUAUGCACUUUAAUAUCGAACAAAACUACUUCAUUCACUGGUUGGCUUAGACCAACACUGCAUCUGUAGCAGAACCUCAUUUUGCAACGGGUCAACAUAUUGGUUGGUUGGCAUCAUAAAUUAUCCACAUAUUAAAUGUUUAUUGACAAUAAACUCUUUUAUUUUUAGCUACUUAAAGAAGUAUAAAUAGACUGUUUUUAUUAUUAUUAUUGUUAAGCUUUACUGGGUAUUAUUGCAUUUUGGAGCUCCAAACUAUACUUAGGAAUGACCCUUAUCUAGAAAUGUAGCAUGAUGUCUAUUCGCAGCAGAUGAGAACGAUUCCUGAAUACUGCAGCUCCAUCUGAUUAUACAUUUAGAAAGUUUGACUCUUGAGUUCUCAUGGGACUUACUCCAAAGAUUGUAAGCUAAGUUUACAGUUAGCAGGUCUGCUCACUUUGCACUUUCUGUUUCUCUCUUUACCUGAAUCCCAGUGACCAUCUGAGGCAAUUGAUUGGUGAUCAGCACUUUCUGCUGAGCUUUCAUUACCUCUGAAAAUGUCUCUGGACACCAAAUAUCGAUUGGAUCAGUAAUGAAGAUGUUACAUUGUUGUCUUUUGUUAGCAAAUUAGUUUUUUUUCUGUUAAUGGUUGUGGGAAAGACGACAUGCUGUGGGAAAAAAGGAGUGCAGUAUCCCUUUGUGGCAUCUUGGCUGGAGAUGUAUGGGAUUACUGCUGUCGACCAAUUUGAGUCCAUUUUAUUGCUGAAUCAUCCCUUGCUUAUGAGCAGCUAUACAAGAAACUCCAGAAUACAACUUUAUGUGAGGAAUACCCGGUGACGGUAACAGCAACACCCUUUACUGUGGAAACAGUUGGUGAGCAAAGAAGAG